CGGGGUGCUGGGGGCUGGGGAGAUGAACGCUGCGGCCAGCAGCUACCCCAUGGCCUGCCUGUACGUGGGUGACCUGCACUCGGACGUCACCGAGGCCAUGCUGUAUGAAAAGUUCAGUCCUGCGGGGCCUGUGCUGUCCAUCCGGGUCUGCCGUGACAUGAUCACCCGCCGCUCCCUGGGUUAUGCCUACGUCAACUUCCAGCAGCCGGCUGACGCUGAGCGGGCCUUGGAUACCAUGAACUUUGAUGUGAUUAAGGGAAAGCCAAUCCGUAUCAUGUGGUCUCAGAGGGAUCUCUCUUUGAGAAAUUCUGGCAUGGGAAAUGUCUUCAUCAAGAACCUGGACAAAUCUAUAGAUAACAAGGCACUUUAUGAUACUUUUUCUGCUUUUGGAAACAUUCUGUCCUGCAAGGUGGUGUGUGAUGAGAACGGUUCUAAGGGUUAUGCCUUUGUCCACUUCGAGACCCAGGAGGCUGCUGACAAGGCCAUCGAGAAGAUGAAUGGCAUGCUCCUCAAUGACCGCAAAGUGUUUGUGGGCAGAUUCAAGUCUCGAAAAGAGCGGGAAGCUGAGCUUGGAGCCAAAGCUAAGGAAUUCACCAAUGUUUAUAUCAAAAACUUUGGGGAAGAGGUGGAUGAUGAGAGCCUGAAAGAGCUAUUCAGCCAGUUUGGUAAGACUCUAAGUGUCAAGGUGAUGAGAGAUCCCAGUGGGAAAUCCAAAGGCUUUGGCUUUGUGAGUUACAAAAAACACGAGGAUGCCAAUAAGGCCGUGGAGGAGAUGAAUGGAAAAGAAAUAAGUGGGAAAGUCAUUUUCGUCGGCCGUGCACAGAAGAAAGUGGAACGGCAGGCCGAAUUAAAGUGAAAAUUUGAACAGCUGCAACAGGAGAGAAUUAGUUUGCAUCAGGGGGUGAACCUCUACAUUAAGAACUUGGAUGACACCAUUGAUGAUGAGAAGUUAAGGAAAGAGUUUUCUCCUUUUGGAUCAAUCACCAGAGCUAAGGUGAUGCUGGAGGAUGGGAGAAGCAAAGGGUUUGGCUUUGUCUGCUUCUCAUCCCCUGAAGAGGCAACCAAAGCAGUCACGGAGAUGAACGGACGCAUCAUGGGCUCCAAGCCACUGUAUGUCGCCCUGGCCCAGAGAAAGGAAGAGAGAAAGGCUCACCUGACCAACAAGUAUAUGCAGCGGGUGGCCGGGAUGAGAGUGCUCCCCGCCAAUGCCAUCUUAAAUCAGUUCCAGCCUGCAGCUGGGGGUUACUUUGUGCCAGCAGUUCCACAGGCUCAGGGAAGACCUCCAUAUUAUACACCUAACCAGUUAGCACAGAUGAGGCCUAAUCCACGCUGGCAGCAAGGUGGGAGACCUCAAGGCUUCCAAGGAAUGCCAAGUGCUAUACGCCAGUCUGGGCCUCGUCCAGCUCCUCGCCACCUGGCUCCAACUGGUAAUGCUCCGGCCUCUCGUGGCCUCCCUACUACCGCUCAGAGAGUUUGGUCUGAGUGCCCGGACUGCUUGACUAUGGACUUUGGUGGGUCUGGUGCCGCCCAGCAAGGGCUGACUGACAGCUGCCAGUCUGGAGGUGUUCCCACAGCUGUGCAGAACCUAGCGCCUUGUGCCGCUGUUGCUGCCGCUGCUCCUCGGGCUGUUGCACCUUACAAAUACGCCUCCAGUGUCCGCAGCCCUCACCCCGCUAUCCAGCCCCUGCAGGCACCCCAGCCUGCGGUCCACGUGCAGGGGCAGGAGCCGCUGACGGCCUCCAUACUGGCCACAGCACCCCCCCAGGAACAGAAACAGAUGCUGGGACGUUUGUUCCCGCUCAUCCAGACGAUGCACUCAAACCUGGCUGGGAAGAUUACGGGGAUGCUGCUGGAGAUUGACAACUCGGAGCUGCUACACAUGCUGGAGUCCCCCGAUUCUCUCCGCUCCAAGGUGGAUGAAGCUGUGGCGGUCCUACAGGCUCACCAUGCCAAGAAAGAAGCUGCCCAGAAGGUGGGCGCCGUUGCUGCUGCUACCUCUUAGACAAGGACAAACCGAUUCAAAAGCCAAAUAAACCCUCAUGGAAUCCAGCUCAAGGUUUGAAGACGUCCUAGCUUGUCCUAUGGACCUCAACACCAAGAACCACAAAUUGCAAAUUUAAUAGGUUAUUUUGUAUCAAAAGGUCAAUUAUGAAGCACCUAGAAUUUUUCAAUUAAAAGAAUAUAUUCUCUGGGUUCUGAUACGGCCCAAACAGUGUUAACUUUUGUUUUUCUAUUGUGAGUUUUGAUUUUUUCCCCCCAGAAACUGGUUUUAUUUGAUGUACCCAAGUCUUAAGUUUCUCAAUAAA
Molecule: messenger RNA, 2306 nt
Organism: Balaenoptera ricei (Rice's whale)
Lineage: Eukaryota; Metazoa; Chordata; Mammalia; Artiodactyla; Balaenopteridae
Product: polyadenylate-binding protein 4-like
Cellular component (GO): nucleus; cytoplasmic stress granule; ribonucleoprotein complex
Molecular function (GO): poly(U) RNA binding; poly(A) binding; mRNA 3'-UTR binding
Source: RefSeq, a predicted model, not a curated record